Gigantopelta aegis is the source of this 4078-nucleotide messenger RNA. RefSeq lists its product as uncharacterized. Bases 15 to 1154 code for a protein of 379 amino acids. The record is from RefSeq and is a predicted model, not a curated record. Lineage: Eukaryota; Metazoa; Mollusca; Gastropoda; Neomphalida; Peltospiridae. The transcript has 4 exons.
UGACCCUCGAGAAUAUGGCUUGGAGAAAAUGUUUUUAUAGAAAAAAACGGACAUUAAUUUUACUUUGUUGUGCAUCAUUAUUUUGGAUUGUGUAUUUUCUGUUGUCACUGUCUAGUCCAAAAGAUAAAUCUGAUAUUAUUUAUGAAAAUUAUGGAGGAUCAGAAUCUCGGCGUAUCUCUAUGAAGCAUGUUAUUAGGCAGUCAACUAAGCCGUACGUGUAUGCAGCAGUGACUGUAGAUAACAAACAUCUGGUACUGCAGGAACCUCCAAACAUUCCCCACAACAAUGAGGACAAAUCUGUUAAAAAUGUGCAUGUACAGGAGGUUUCUAAAACCAUCACAACAAAAAAGACACUGGUGACAAGUGCCAAGGAAGAAGAAAGCAAUUUGAAUAACAUUUUGCAGAUAGGUUUGCAUAUUAAGAACAAGACUUUGGAGAUAGGAAAGAAGAUGAAAAACAAAACAAUUGAAGUCGGAGAGAAAGUGAAAAAUAAAACACUAGAGCAUCUGGCAGUUCUGGGCAUCAUCAGACAAAAGACUCCACCGAGGUUUUUGUUUGAACCACUCCGGUGGAAUCUGAGCAUAUCAUUUGAUGAUAUUGGUGAAAUUAUGAAAGACACGGAGUUUCUUAAUAAACUGCAGCCAUUGGAUUUAAAAGGUCCUACGUUAUCGAGCACUAAAAAUCGUACAGCAAAUUUUACGUACACCAUGCCAUUCCACACUGGUUACUGUGACUGUUGGGAGCGCUACUGUGUGUGUUGUGCUCGUAUUUCAAAUAAAAGACUGCAUCUCUAUACUACAGUUUGCUCCAAUUUUACAUUCCUUUCAAAAUCACAGGAAAUGGAUUUAGAAAUCCAGCUUAAUGGAACUUUAAUAUACAAAAAACUAAUUUCAGCUGUGGAUCCCCCUCUUCUGUGUUUGGGCUCCCAUCCUAAAGUAGCUGAUAUUUGUAUACACUUCUUCAACAUGACUUUCAAAGUGAAUGCUAACCACGAACACAAGAGCCAGCUGCUGGGCUGCACAGACUUCAGUUUAAAUCUGUACAACAGAACAAUAGGGGCACACCCGGUGGACUGUUUUCAGAUUCCUGGGGACCCCAAUCACCAUCACAAGGACAUGGGCCAUGUUCACCUGUUACCUAACUGGAUGCCCUGAUGGUUUCAGCCGCAGCUGUUGCUGCAGGGUUUUAGCUCAAGUUCUAGUCUUACGCUAGGCUCAGACUGCCAACUGCCACAACAACGUUGGCUAACUUUCUGCUGUCACAACUUCUACGACCAUCCAGUUGCUAGUCUGAGCGCUCUUACUACUCGAUUCUUGUCAUAUAACCUGUUGAUUGUUAAUCUGAGCACACCUGUCGGGAGAUGAGGAAAUUACAACGCAACCAUUUCGAGUUGGCCAACUUUGUUGUAACAGUUGGCUGUCUGAAAAAAAAGAUCCUUUGCUGCUAAUUGAAAAAAUGUGGCAGAUUUCCUCUGAAGAUUAAGAGUUAAAUGUUUGACAUCCACUUGCCAAUGAUUUAUAAAUCAAGGUGCGCUAAUGGUGUCAUUACAAUGAAUGGGUUCUUUCAAAAUGUACCUAAUAAACGUAAAUUAGUUUUAUACAUUUUUAAACACUAAUAGUAAGAUGUAUGGUAUCUAACAGACAUAAGCAUGGUAUAUUUCUUACAUAUCCUCAGAAAGCAAGCUUAAAAGAAAUUCAAGCAAACUGAGACCUAGGUGGACGAUUACGUUAGAAUACCAUAGCUAUACAUAGCCAAACUUUUAUUAUUAUUUUUGAUGUAAAAUAUAUGCAUUCCAAGCUCCAAAUUAUACUCAAUGUACUUUUCAGUAUGCCCAUAAAUGAGGAGAGGAUGGUAAUAAUCAAAUUUACAAAAGGAGGAGGGGUUAAAAACAAAAAAUCCCAGAUUUUGUACAUACGUAUUUUAUGGAUUGCCCUAGCCUGAAAUAAGUGAGGUAGCAGUACAAAACGAAUUGGAACAACAGACCUCGACAUGAAGAAACAAAACGAGGAGUGAUUCAUUGCUCCUCUAACUUAGACUAUGGGAAGCCAUUUAAAGGGACAGUCCCUAGUUUGUUGCCAUUGUAAGAUGUUCCGAUUAAUAAACGAUUUUAACAACUAAAAUUACAUACUAAAUAUUAUUUCUUCUUUAGAAUAUAGGUGUCUGUAUAUUCAGUGUUUCUUGCUGUCCUAUUGUUUGUAUGUAGCCCAAACUGGAUUUCGUCUCCUAACAAUUUUGUACGUGCAAAAAAUAUAUAUAUAUUGGGAAACGAAAUGAAGUUUCAGCUGGUACAAUACUGGGACGAUCAGAAACACAUUUAAAUAUACAGACACUGAUAUUUUAUGCAGGAAAAUGUAUUUAGUUCAAAUGUGUUGUCCUUGAAACGUCUCUGGUAGUCUGCAACAUCUUAACAAUGGCAACAAAGUCAGAACUGUCCCUUUAAGAUAUUACCAUAUUGAUACCAUAUACAUUUACAUUAAGCAGGGCUAAAAAUUACUCUCCUUGAAGGGAGUGGUGGAAAACGAGUGACCGCAAAGUCUGGGGCACUACUGGUAGUAUUAAACCAAAUAACUUCCAGCUGGAUCAAAGUUUGAGGUGUACCCAACUUUUGAUAGAGGAGUUAAUACCAAAAGUCCUGUCAUUGGUGAUAAAUGUGAGUGUUUGUUGUAAAACAAAUAUUAGUUUUAUCUGGGCAAAAAAUGUAUUCAAUUUUAUUUCAUCUAGUACCACUGUAUCAAAUUUUAUGUGGAAGUAGGUGCUACCCGUUAUCUCUGAAAUGAGCAGCUUAAGCCCUAAUAUUUUAAAUUGACUUUAAGGGUGAGGGGUGAUAGUAUAAAUACUGUGAUGUAUAUAUCAAUUGAUAACACUGCAGGUAGGAGUUUUAGCCACAUAUGUUACUAUUGUCGUCUAUGGGGUUUGAUUUGGUGGUAUACACCCAGUAAUAGAAGGGUUUUCUUGGUACAUGAAAAUGCCAUUUUUAAAGUAAAAAUGGCACUUUUUUAUUUUUCUGGCCCACUUAUAUUUACAAUGUAUGGCCCUGAUAAAUAUACAUUAUAUAUACAUAUGCAAUAUAUAGUAAAAUUUUAAAAUUAUAAAGUAUGUGUUACCACCAAGUGCCAGAUGACAGGUUUUUCUUCUCUGUUUUUUUUCUUCAAAUAAAAUAGCUAAUUAAAACUAUUCAACGGUACAGAAUUAGAGCUAGUUGUUUUUCCUUCUAUUAUUUGAAGUUGAGAUUAAGAUCAAAAUUGUUCUCAUAUUAAAUUUAGUAAUUUGUUUCUUUAACAAUUCCAUCUUUAGGUUUGUAUAAUUAAUUUUAUUUUAAAGUCAUGAGAAUUACUGGAUGCCAGUAAAUGAAAUAUUGUUGUAUUAUCUCUGCACCAACAUAAUUAUAUUUAUGCUUGAUAAUUAUAGUUAGGCUAAAAGCAUAAAAUUACUUUUUAUAUUUGUUUGAAGUACUUUUGUAUUGGAGGGGAGGGGAGCAAAAGUUAAACAUUUUGCUAAUAAGACCAAAGAUAGUAAUUCAGUUACAUAAUAAUGGAAACCAGUAAUUAUAUUAAUUUUUAUUAAAAUGAUAAAAAAAUUAUAAAAGAAUUUGAGUCAUUUUGUUUAAUUUCCUAAUUAUACUGGUCUUGAUAUACUGGAUUACAAUACCUAUAGAGAAUAAUGGAUCUAUGACAGGAUAUCGACUUUAUCCUGAGAAAGAAUGGGGAACUUUUACCUGUGUGUAUUGAAUCUGUUACUGUUUUUUCUCUUUAUCAAACAAAAAGAAAGAUAAAUCGUAUUUAUUUCUAUCUUUUGAUAGUCGAAUUUUCUAUGAUUAUCUUCAGGAGCAAGCUGAGCCAAACCUGUUGCAGUAUUACACCGUACAAGGUUCAUGAUGCCAUUCUUUGUAAAGAAAUUAAAUUAGCCACUUUAAAGGGACAUUCCUGAGUUUGAUGCAAUUUUUUACGUUCUUGACUAACAGCGACUUUUUAACGAUUGUAUUUACAUAUCAAAUAUAUUUUUCUGCAUAAAAUAUUAGUGACUAUAUAUUAAACGUGUUACUUAACUUCACCAGUAAAUGAUGACUUUCAUUGUUUCA